Ostrinia nubilalis (European corn borer) is the source of this 1934-nucleotide messenger RNA. Its product is annotated as WD repeat-containing protein 43. The record is from RefSeq and is a predicted model, not a curated record. Lineage: Eukaryota; Metazoa; Arthropoda; Insecta; Lepidoptera; Crambidae. Gene Ontology annotation, cellular component: nucleolus. The transcript has 12 exons. Gene Ontology annotation, molecular function: protein binding. Gene Ontology annotation, biological process: maturation of SSU-rRNA from tricistronic rRNA transcript (SSU-rRNA, 5.8S rRNA, LSU-rRNA). Bases 49 to 1908 code for a protein of 619 amino acids.
UCAAAUGUCACUUCAUCUUUCACAAAUGUCAUAAUCCUGAGAUGAAACAUGGCAGUUUCCGCGUUUUCCGAAGACGGAAAAUAUUAUUCUAAUAUAAGUAAAGAUGGUAGAUUAAGGAUAUGGGACACAGAAACCAAUGUGCUGAAACAGGAGUACACACCAAACCUCCAUUUGAGCUCGCCACCGUCCUGUUUACAAUGGUUAAGCGUCACGAAUACGGCUGGCUCCCCACAAAAAGGCGCAAAACGUAAACAGAGCGUAAGCGAAGCACAAUUCAUAGCUUUAGGGACAACAAAUGGAAAGAUUCUUAUGUACUCCGUAACACAGGCAAAAGUAGAAAACGUUAUAUCAGACGAGAAAAGUGGUUUUAAUCAAUAUAUAACUGCACUGGAUUGGCGCAGGAACUACGGGUUAUUCAGUUGUAACAAGGCUGGUUUUGUGUACGAGUGGGAUUUAAACAGUGGAAAAGUUAGGAAUAAGUAUAAAGUUACAGAUGGUAAAAACAAACAAGGGAACAGUGUCAGUUCAAUCAAAAUAGUGCCUCAUAAUCAGAAAACACAAGCAAAAUAUUUAGUCACAUCGUCAUGGCAAGUCUGCGUGUGGAGGCUCCUCAAAGGAGAGUCGACGGUGGUGCGGCAGCUGGGACACAACACGUCAGCGGGUGCUCUGCUGACCGUAGCGCAACUUGAGAACAGCUGCUGGCUUAUUGAGGGCUCACAAACCGAGCGCCUCCUAUCAUUCUGGGACAUAACCGUCACAGACGAACACCUCCCCCAACUCAAUGGCAAUGGAGACGACUCAGCCACCCCCAACAAGAGACAAAGACGGAAGAGUGUUACCACAUCGACCCCCUCAUACAACUUUGUGUUGGAAGACGCCCCUAAGUUUGUUGAUGUGGACGUGAGGGCAGAGGGAGACGGCAAUAUGCUGCGGCUGGCUGCGGCGACGAGGAGCGGAGUGGUGCAUUAUUAUGGGCAUAUGUUGAACGGCGCCUCAGCAAAGCCCAUCAAGCCGUCAGUGACAGUGCAGGUGACGACAGCAGAAGCGUGUCCGCUGCCGCUACUGGCGUGCCGGCUGGCGGGCGCUGAACUCACGCUGGCGUACACAGACGGACCGGCUGUGCUGUUCGAGAAGAUUAGUCCAGACACAUCGUCAAAGACGCAAGUUCUAAUACGGGGUGAGAGCAAACCGGCUCGGAAGAAGAACAAGACAAACGACGCGAACAAAGUUCGCGGCGAGCCCGAGCGUGACGUCACGUACGUCGAGCCCAUGGGUGGGGUCACUAGGAAACGAAACGCGCCUGGAGGAGAGGUGGAGGUCCCAAUGGAGGCUCGUCUCGAGAACCUGUCCCUGGAGCCGCGCGGCCGCGGGAAGGCGGCGGUGGGACACAACCUCACCAAACUCCUCGUGCAAGGACUACACUCGAAGGAUAAGAGUCUAAUACUAACGGUUCUCCAAAAAGACGACCCGUUGGUGGCCGCGCAGACGGUCUCUGGACUACCAGCGGGCUACGUGCCCAUGUUGAUGGAGCAACUCGCAGACAUGGCCACCAGGAAGACCAGCCAAUGCGCGUCGGUAUGCUCAUGGCUGGCCGCGACACUGAAGGCUCAUUCAGCACUGCUCCUAGCCACCACCAACUCACGCACUUCAAACCACCUCACACAGCUAUUGGCGUUGUUUACUUACAGGCGGUCGCACCUGUGCCAGCUGCUGAACCUCAAGGGCCGGCUGGAGCUCACGGGCAGCCAGCGCGCCGCGAGAGAUGAAAGCCACGAUGCGCAGCCCGCCGUGCUCGAGUAUAACGACACAUCAUCAGACGAAGAGAUGGAGCUAGAACAAUACCAGUCAGACAGCGCGGCGUCGUGGAGCGACGACGCAGAAGCGGCCGCCAGCAGCGACGAGGAUUGACGAUCAAUAUAGACCAUGUUAACUUA